AUGCCAUCCUCAGAAGGCGCCAAUGGCUCCCAUGAGUCCCGUUUGAGGAAGGAGGUCCACCCUCUAGUCCCAGGCGUUUAUGUGCCAACACCGGCCUUCUUUAAAGAUGAAGCAGACGAGCCAGUCGACCUGGACAGCGUCGCGAAACAUGCCGUCCGACUGGCCCGGGCAGGCGUCACCGGCAUAGCGGUGCAGGGCUCCAACGGGGAGGCUGUGCACCUCCUCGACUACGAGCGUGACCACAUCACAAUGACCACCCGGGCCGCCCUCGACGAAGCAGGCUUCAAGGACAUGCCCCUCAUCGUGGGCUGCGCUGCACAAUCCACCCGCCAGACCAUCGAGCUGUGUAAGCAGGCGGCACUGAACGGCGGGGACGCGGCACUCGUCCUGCCCCCGGCGUACUAUCAAGGCCUGUUCGAUAAGGACACCGUCGCCAGGUUCUUCACGGACGUCGCGGACGCAAGCCCCAUCCCUAUCGUUAUCUACAACUACCCCGCCGCCGUCUCGGGCCUGGACCUGUCGAGCGACGCCCUGAUCCACCUGGGCAGGGCCCACCGCAACAUCGUCGGCGCCAAGUUCACGUGCGGCAACACGGGCAAGCUGACAAGGGUGGCCACCGAGUUCACCGGCGCCCCCGUACCGAGCACACGCGCCGACGAGGCAUACGCCAAGGACUACCCCGACUUCCUCUGCUUCGCCGGAUCCGGCGACUUCCUCACGCCAGCCAUGGCCGCCGGGGCGGCAGGCGUGAUCCCCGGCAUCGCGAACGUGGCGCCCGCGACGGUGGCCACGCUGUACAGGUCGCUGGUCAAGGGGGAUGGCCAGGGCGACCAGCGGCUGCAGAAGAUCCUGGCCCGCGGCGACUGGGCGGCGAUAAAGUCGGGCGCGGUGGGUGUCAAGGUGGGGCUGCAGGAGUACUUUGGCUACGGGGGCUGGGCGCGGAAGCCCCUCCCGCGGCCGGAGGGUGAGCAGCGGAAGGAGAUUGUCGAGGGGUUCAGGGAACUUGUCGAGCUGGAGAACUCGCUGGCCGGAAGCAAUUGA
This is a messenger RNA of Diaporthe citri, 1041 nucleotides long. RefSeq lists its product as uncharacterized. The transcript has a single exon. The record is from RefSeq and is a predicted model, not a curated record. Bases 1 to 1041 code for a protein of 346 amino acids. Gene Ontology annotation, molecular function: 4-hydroxy-tetrahydrodipicolinate synthase activity. Lineage: Eukaryota; Fungi; Ascomycota; Sordariomycetes; Diaporthales; Diaporthaceae.